Messenger RNA from Mesocricetus auratus (golden hamster), 8299 nucleotides. RefSeq names its product chromobox 5 (gene Cbx5). The record is from RefSeq and is a predicted model, not a curated record. Gene Ontology annotation, cellular component: pericentric heterochromatin; nucleus. The coding region runs from base 610 to 1185 and encodes 191 amino acids. Gene Ontology annotation, biological process: negative regulation of transcription by RNA polymerase II; chromatin organization. The transcript has 5 exons. NCBI's taxonomy places the organism in Eukaryota, Metazoa, Chordata, Mammalia, Rodentia, Cricetidae. Gene Ontology annotation, molecular function: chromatin binding.
UUGAGUCCCUGGACCCGCUCCAAUUGGACUCGUUAUUGUACGAAAUGAAUGGGGCGCUUCUGGACUUGGGGGAACGACAGUGAAGGGGGCCGCGAUGGGUCGGGCUAGCCAAUAGGAGGACUGGGGGCGGGAUGUUUUAAUCCUGGCAGGUCCUUCUGAGCUGCGCUCCCAGAGCGUUUGACUGACGUGCGUACAGGCCAAUUGGGUCUUCCUAUAGCUGCCUACGGGUCGGCCUUUGGGCCAUCGGAAUGCGAGAGGCGGGUUUUGCCCGUAUGAGUGGCGUCUCUCCGAGCCAAUGAACUCCAAGCGCGCGAUAGGCCGGCCUUCUGCGAGAGGCAGAGGCUGGACUCCAGUGGGGAGCGCGGGAGUCGCCAGGUUAAAUUCAUGGACCAAACCUGGGUAAAGUAAAUGGAGAGAUCUCCUGAAAGAGAGUGAUCUUAUCUUUAGAGGGAGUUGUGGGGGUGGAUACGUCAUCUACAGUGACUCCUAUAAGGGAAGCAUCCAUUCCGUCCAUCACCUUAACGAAAGCAUAUGUUUUCUUGUGACCCUCGAGUUUGGCUCUUUUAGGAACCUGGUGGCCUUAGUCCUUCCAGUGGAUUAGCGUGCGACAUGGGAAAGAAAACCAAGAGGACAGCUGACAGUUCUUCUUCAGAGGAUGAGGAGGAGUACGUCGUGGAAAAGGUGUUAGACAGGCGCAUGGUUAAGGGACAAGUGGAGUAUCUGUUGAAGUGGAAAGGCUUUUCUGAGGAGCACAAUACUUGGGAACCUGAGAAGAACUUGGAUUGUCCUGAACUAAUUUCUGAGUUUAUGAAAAAGUAUAAGAAGAUGAAGGAGGGUGAAAACAACAAGCCCAGGGAGAAGUCAGAAGGAAACAAGAGGAAAUCCAGUUUCUCUAAUAGUGCUGAUGAUAUAAAGUCUAAAAAAAAGAGAGAGCAGAGCAAUGAUAUCGCUCGGGGCUUUGAGAGAGGACUGGAACCAGAAAAGAUCAUUGGGGCAACAGAUUCCUGUGGUGACUUAAUGUUCUUAAUGAAAUGGAAAGACACAGAUGAAGCCGACCUGGUUCUUGCAAAAGAAGCUAAUGUGAAAUGUCCACAAAUUGUGAUAGCAUUUUAUGAAGAGAGACUGACGUGGCAUGCGUAUCCAGAAGAUGCGGAAAACAAAGAGAAAGAAAGCACGAAGAGCUAAAAGGAGGGGAUGGUCUCUGUCAUUUCUCUUUGUAUAUAAUACGUUCACCCACCUGCCUCCUCUCCCUUCUCCCAUCCCUUUCCAUCCUAAACACAUCCAUAAAAUAUGUGCUUAUCACUGUGCUCCAUGGGAGAGAAGAUGGUAUUGGUUCUCUUGUAAUAUAACUGAUGGUCGGAUUCAUAAGUGUAACUCUGUGAAAAUCAGGCAUUUACAUGCUGUGUGUAAUUCCCAGUUUUUUCUUUUACCUUCAUCUUUUUCUUCUGCUCCCCUGUAACUUUUUAAUCACCUUAGAAUUAUGAUCUUUUUGGGCCAGUUGCUUUUUAGAUGGGGGAUUUUAUUACAAUGAUGAUGACUUCGGCUUCUUGAUUGUUAUUAGAAUAUAUUGAUGACCAGCUGGCCUUUGUUGUGACAUACUGGCAUAGAAAGGUUGUCCAUCUUUUAGAAAACCAAUAGCAGCAGCCUACUUGUAUCUUUUUCAGUCUCAUUAACUCUGCCAGGAGAACAUAGAAUUCCUAGUGUGGUCUUCUGAGCCACCCUGUCUAUCCUAAUUUACCUUCCUAUAACAGUUCUGUCCUUUAGUGGGCUUGAAACUUGAUAUUUAAAUCUGUCGAGGCACCCUGUUUAUCCCUCUGGCUUUUUUGGCUUUGUUAAUAUCAGUCCCUGAUUCUGCUUCUGUAAGAUGGCAUCAAUCGGUCAUAAAAUGACAAGAUUAACUUUGGAAUCUGUAAGCUGUAGUGCAGGGGAUGGUAGGAUGGGGCCAUACAUAAUUGUCUUUGUAUCACGUGGCAUGUAUGUAUUCUUUCCUUUCACCCCUCAUAUUUAGACUAUAUUUAUGUAGAUGUGAGUGAUUGAUUGCCUGGUGCUUGCUUGUGCCAAGGUGCUGGGCACCCUGUAACCCUGCCAACUUUUAUGCCCUCCCAAAGCAUUCCUGUUACCAAAGAGGCAUCAGCAGAUUCAACGCUCAGUGGACUCACAUUCCCUUCUGGGAAUGGAAAUUGGAAAAUGGAAGUUGGAAAUUCUUAGAGAGAAGCCAGCCACUAGCCACAGACCAGUUUUUAAAUACUCACAGUAGUACUAAUGGUAACUUCACUGCCUCAGGACUCCUGGAUUUGCCAUCAAGUCUUAUAGUAUUAAAUGUUCCUCACCUUCCCCACCCUCGGAGUUUUAGCUGUAUCUUACUUUUAAAACUGUACUUUCCUGGAAGAAAAGAAGUCUCAGAAAGUGACAGGUCUUGACAUGAGCUUUUUGAUACGACCCUCUCUCUCAACAAACUUUACUUUUAGGGUUACUCUUGCUUUGUUCUUAUAUUGAAAAUUUUUUCUGACCCUAAGGAAAUAACAGGGUUUGGAGCUAAGUACUCUUGUCCCAGCUCCAAAGCUGGGUAAAAAAAAGGGUAAAUGCUGAGGUAGCCUUAAUGCUAGACUUCAUCAGCUACUGAAACUCUCUGUUGUUGCUUUUGAUUCUUAAAACAUAGGUGUCUGGGCUGGAGCAUCCAGCCAUUCAUAGUAACGAGACAAGUGUAUUGAGUGCUCCAGUCCACAGAGUCCACAGAUGAGCCAGAUAAUAUGCAAAUCAUAGGCCCGUUCAUAGCAUUUGUUAGCAUUGCUUGCCUGCUCAACUGCUGACUGAAUUUUGUGUGUGUGUAUAAAUUAUGUCAGCAUUACACUGCACAGUUGAGAAGACAGGUGUUGCAGUGACAGGGCAGACAGACAGUGAAACUUUGCUUUAAGUCAUCCAGGAAGAUCCUGGGAAUGGAAGUGUGGUCAGGGAAGAGCACCUAACCGGUACCUCACAUGGGUGAGUGGGUGUUUCUCUCUCCACAGUCCAUUGGUCUCUGAAGGAGUUAGAGGUUAGAUCAAGUGCUGGAUAAGACAACAGUCUGUGCUUAGCUUGAGGAAAGGAAGGUUGGUUAGAAAGCAGAUUGUCCAGUAAUUUGGGUAGAUGAAAAUGGGACAGAAGUAAGCCAGAGCUCCUGAGGUGAUCUAAAUCUCUUGAUUGACAACUGGAAGAAAGGACAGCCUGCCUGAGUAGUCAGUAGUAGUGGGCGUGUAAAUUGGGUUGACCAAACUUUUCUAAAGCAAAAUCUUAGCCUGUGGGCAACUGCAUAACAAUGAUAUUUAGUACUAAGACUGCUCCCUAAGAAGCCAGUCCUGUUGGCUUCAGAGUAUAGCCACAGACUGAUACCGGAGUAUUAUAUGUUCAAAUACCUGCUGGGGAACUUUGUGAGGCCCUGUCUGAAAGUAAAAAGGAUUAAGGAUAUAGUUUGGUGAGAGUUCAAUUCCUUGUAAUGCAAAAAAAGUGAAGGGAAGGCGUGACCCUGAGAAGCCUACUGUGCAUUAUCACUGAGACAACAGAUGGUGUUUACCUGUGAUUCCAGUAUUAUCUUCAACCCUUAGUGUAAAAGCCCUCACUGUGAAGAAGCCAGACCCCUGUGUGCCUCUAGCAUGUGUUAGUGCCAAGUAGCUUGUUUCUGCUAAAGAAUGGCGGCCUCCGGCACAAGAAUUUCCUACAAAUUUCUUCCCUAUAAAGAGUUAGCAGCCAAAGGUGAAACACUCCUGAACACUAAGUACAUUUUCCUGGGUUUAAAUCCUUUCAGAACUAAUUUCGUAUGGCUAGCUUAGACAUGCCCCAACACCAUCAUUUUGUUGCUAUUGUGUUUGGUUUUGGUUUGUUUGGUAGGAUGGUUGGUUUUGUUUGUUUUUGUUUUUUAAGACAGGGUUUCUCUGUGUAGCCCUGGCUGUUCUGGAACUUGCUCUGUAGACCAGGCUAGCCUCAAACUGCCUCCUUAGUGAUGAGAUUAAAAGCGUGCACCACCACAGCCUGGCUCAAGACAUCUUUCUAAUGCUGAAUUUUUUUUUCCUUCUGUGGUAGUCCUGGCUGUUUCUUGCUGGCUUCACUCUCUAGUAGGCAUGUUACCAAGAGGAUUUUGCCAGCUUUACAUAAAAGCAGAGGUGAACAGGAUAACCUUCCAACUUCACAUUGUGCUGUUCACAUUCCUACAACAUUAGCGUACAUCAAUAUUGGCUUCAUUCAACAAACAUUUUUGACUCAGGAUACAAAGUUCAAACACCCUUGCCCCUCAGAGAUCUUUGAUAAUGACAUGGAAUGAAUUGAUAAAUUACAGUUUUUGUAUAAUAAAUACUACAUGUGCAUUUAAAGUUCUGGUUUGGGACACAAACAAGCAGUCACAUGUAUACAGAGAAAAGUCUUGAGUGGGGAGUUCAGUGUAAUGUGCUUGUGAGGCAACCAUGAAGCCCUGGGUUCCCACAGGAAAGAACCCUGGAGUAGGAAGGUGCCAUUAGUUACUUCAUCUGAAAAAUACCUAUGGUCUCCAAGAACUGAGUUCAUUGGCCAUAGGGAGCAUUGCAGAAAGUAAAGCUAAGAAGUAGACACGCUGUCAUUACCAAGAGGGUGCAGCUGUUUGGGCUCUGCCGAACUGUGACUGUAGGCCCGCUUUGCUUGUGGAAAGUGUUGUCUACAUUGCAGAUGCCAGUGCGUGCUGUGCUGUUGUGGGUCCUGCUCUACAUUCCUAUUUUGUGGGCAUUUAUUUUAGGAGGUUGUUCACACUCUUCAGUUUCUCAUCCCAUUUGGAGAAAUCAACAUAAGGCUGGUUUUAAUGACAGGCUUUAUUAAAACAGCUUACGGAAUGUCUGCCUCUGGAUCAAGCACUGACAGUCAUUCUAAGCCGCACCUGUGUCACUUAUGUAAGAUCUUCCCCAGAAAUAUAUGCCCUGGCCCCUCCCACUUUAUCUGUCCAGAGAGGUGUAUCACAAGGCCCCUCCCAAUUCAGGUUCUCAUGCUGACUGGAGAAAAAGGUCUUAGCUCUACCUGGGUAAUUGACUGCCGUUGGAAGUCAGAAUUCCCAGGAAUUCAACUCACUGUUCUAGAAAGUUAAAAUGUGAAGUUUCUUGUUUCUUUGCUUAUGCUGAAUUUUUUUGAAUUUAAUCUACCUCAUCUUAAUUUUGUGUCACCACUUGCGCGUCAGGCUUGACUUUGGUCUAGGAUGGUAUCAUUCCUGUUCAUUGACAGCUCAUUCUCUUGCCUUUUCUGUUGGCCCUCAUUUCACCUAACAUCAUCUCCUAUUGCUCCUGUCAGAAAUAUGUUUUAGAGUCUUUUUUAUGGGAAGAAGUAAUCCACCAAUGCUGCUUGCCUCUGAGGUCAGUGAGAGAAGGAGUUAAAACACCGUGGUGGAGGAAGGGCACAUCCUGCACUGGAGGCGAAAGCUGACAAGGGAAGAGACAUUAAUUAAAGACAAUUUCAAAGUCAACUGAUUGUGAUCAUUAAUGUCACAAUAGAUCAAAACCUAAUUAUCACAGCCUAGGUAAGAGCCAUCAGUAUUAAUCGGAAAAUCUAAUAGGAAACUAUUAUGAAGAAAUUAGGCCAAAUUGAAUUUGAUGAACUUUUUAUCAUCCCCUUUUUUGGUAAUGUUCCUUGGCAUUGGCAAGUGUGACCCUAACAGUUGGUCUAAGCCCAAAUAGUUUCACUUGUAAAGAGGCUUUUUUUUUUCUUUUUAGUAGCCCAGGCUGGCCCUCCUGCUUAUAGUUGUCCUGCCUCCGCCUCCUGAGCGCUGGGAUUAUGAGAGGGUGUGUGCAUUCAGGCUUGUGUGUGUUGGGACUGGGGGUAAACUAAGGUCCUUGUAUAUUCUAGACAAGUGCUCUACCACUGAACUAUAUUCCUAGCUCAGAGUGUUUUGUUGGUUAGGGGAGUUUCCAGACAGACUGAACCUGAGCUGUCAUUGCUGAAACACUACCCUUGGGUUUCAUUGCCUGGAUUCGUCCAGUGUAAUCAGCCAUCAGUGAAAUAUAUCUUAAAGCCUUAGAGUGCCUGUGGUGAGCUCUGGGCUUCUGUUGUGUGUUCUUGUUGAAUGUAGAGUUCUUUGCUGGCUGCUGUAAAGGCUGUGGGAGGAAGGAGAUGUCCUGCUUUGAAAUUCUUGGAGAACUCCUAAAGAGAGAGUUUCCUUGUGUGACAACAUUCUCAAGAUGCAAGUCAGUGUUUUCCAGCUUCUAGUAGCAUUAGGGUUUGAUUCUCAACCAGCUCCAGCAGUGCCCUCCUCCCCCAUAGUUUUAAGAUAGGAACAUAAUGAUUUCCACUGGUGUUCUAAGGGGUGGGUAAGGCCUCAACUGGUUUCUGUCCACCUUGGUUUGUUUCUGGUUUUCUUUCUGCGUUACAAGUUACGUCUCUGGCAGCAGGAGGAGCCAUCCAUGUAUCCCUAAGUUUAUGAAGAUGCCACCACUCUUGGGUGAGGUGAGGUAGCCUGGGAAAGCUGCAUUCCUUUGGGUGUCACAGGAGGAAUGCCAGACAGUGGAAGUCAUUAGAAUCAUGGACACUUGUUUCCCGAUUGUGGGUGCAGCCCUGCCGCCAUGUUCCAGUGCUGCUUCCUGACCCACAUGAGAGGACCAUGCUGCCUUUUGCAUUUUUGGGAUCUGGACUACUCAGUAGAAGCCUGAGAAAUCAAUGGUCCUAAGUGAACGUUGGUGUUUAAAAUGCAACCUAAUUUUCAAAAUGGCACUAAGGAGAGCUUCAGAAGCCAGAUUCCUCUAGUUGGCCCUAGGUGAGCAACAGCCCUCAUUUAACAGUUGCUUGGUUGCCCUCAUCUGGCUGAGUGAGGUGACUGAAAGUAAAAUGUUACAAUGGACACUGACCGUGCCAGCCAACCCACUUGGUCUUUAUUAAGGCUGACCUUGGGCAAGUCUUUCCUUUCAAUCUGUCAAGUGGGGUGAUAACACUGACCUACCUCAUGGGGUGUUGUGAGGCAUUGCAGAUGAGAGCUGAUGACUCCUUUGGGGUUGCCUGUGGAGGAUGCCUUGAAUCAACGUUUUAGCUGUCACUGAGCUAUUUCCAGGUUUGGAAGUACUUAGUGACCUCAGCGAGUUUCUGCUCCCCACCCCUCAUUAAAGCUGCUAAUUCACAUGUUGACAGUGUUUGUGAAUGUUGAAAGUCUUGAUAGUUCAGAUUAACUUGGGAUGUUAGUAGGGUAGGCACUGGGGUUUUGUGUCUUGCAUUCACAGAGAGGCUGUUUCAAACUCAAGAAUUUUGGGUUAGGAGAUCAAGAGGCGGGAAUGUUACUGCAUGUCUUUUUUUGUAGGUUGGAAGUUAAGAUUCUUCCCGUGGAUUUAUAACCACUUCUUACUGGUGAGCAAAGCAACCUUGGUAGUUUGGAUUUAUAUUGUUGCUUUCCUUUUCCAGACUGAUCCCAGGACAGUGAGGUCACUGCUCCUUCAUGUUCCUAAGCCUCUGCUUCUCAUGGAGACCAGAUGGUUCAGUCAAAAUAACCUCCAUCUGCCACCAAAAAAGAGCUACUUUGAAUUUUUUUUCCAGAAAUAGGUGGAACAUUCAAAAUUGAGCUUUGGUUCUCAAGACUUCAUCCAGUUCACUGUGUGUGGAAUCUGUCACCUCUUUCCAAGUGUUCACAGUCCAACUCUGAGGACAUCUUUUCUGACUGAGGUUCAAGAGCCUAUUCUUUCCAUCUCACUUAGAGGCUAAGGCAGCCCGUAGCUCUUCCUGACAGGACUCUUCCUCUUUCCCCCUCCUUGACCCUGGAUUGGUAACCCAUGAAAAAGCACAAGGUCCUGGCUCCCUGGAGGCCCACACUCCAGUUCUGUUAGGUGUACUCUGCUCCUAAUUGGGGGGGGGGGGACUGUCUUUGAAGUUCUGAAGGAUGGGGAAGGAGCCGCCUCAUGUCCUGCCAAGUAGUAGCCAGAAGUUGCUUUACCCCUGCCUGCUGACCACGUUCCCACCUUCUCACAGAAUAGGCUUUCAGAGACCUUAGAGGCUGGGUUUCCUCAGCAUUGUGCUAUACUGAGUAGGAAGCAGGUCAUCCCUUGUAGCCAGGUGUCUGAAUGGAAGUAAGACAUUGAAUCUCUGUGGACCUUUUUGGUUUGUGGGGGGGAGUUGGUUGCGUUUCUUGGUUUUAUUUCAGCCAAACUCCAUUUGCUUUUGAUUUCUUUAAAGGAUAAGUGUUCUAUAUAUAUGUUUGCAUUUAAGUGUAAAUGUUUUAAAAAUAGACAUGUCUUUCUACAACUGACAUCCAGUUCAGACAUCAUUCUCCCCUUCCACCCUCUUUCCCCCCUUUUCAUACUCUUGUAUUGGUUCUAAUAAAUGGUUGCUUUUCAAA